GUACGCGACAACGAUCAUUAGGUAAUUUUACUUUCGUAAAUUAAAAUUAUAUUGGUCUGUUUAGUCUGUACUAUAUGUAUAUGUUAAUUCUGCAAAUAGGAACAGCGACGGUAGGCUUGAACAACAACGUGUCUACCAUACUUUGUUCAUGCCAUGUAGGCAAGUGCCCUACUCAGCGCGAGGAAACAGCUGAAGCUCUCUGCAAUGGCAGUCUUUAUUUCGUCCUUCAUUGCCUCUCGCCUGUUUUUUUUUCUUCUCUAUAAGCAUUAAGAAGUCGUUCGGAGAACGAGAUUGUCACUUUAACAGGCCUUUAACGACACGACGCUCACGUGCCCGAGCUGUGUAGCUACAGAUAAGUACAUCGAGGUUUUGUUGUGCGCUAUGAGCACAAGGAGACUCGGAACGUAAAUGAUAACGGCGAUAACUGCUCUCUUCAUCCGUGCGUAUAAGAAGUGGGAUGCAAGGCACAACAUCUUCAACUGGUUGCCGCCGACAGAAUCUCAGAAUAUGUGGAAGCGUGUGCUCGCGUGCGCACUGCUUGGGGCGGUCGUUCACGGCCGCCGUUUCCACCCAGUCCACUUGAGGCCUGUGUCCGACGGCAUGGUGUCCUUCAUCAACAAGCUCAACACUACGUGGAAGGCCGGAAGAAACUUCAAUAGGAACGUGUCACCCAUGUUCUUGCGAGGCCUGCUGGGUGUCCACCCGGACAACCGGCUUCACAGGCUACCUGCUUUUCGCCACACUGAGAUUCCCAAAGAUCUGCCAGAAUCCUUCGACGCUCGCGAGAAGUGGCCGGAGUGCAAAAGCAUCGGGCUUAUCCGUGACCAGUCGAGUUGUGGGUCUUGCUGGGCCUUUGGAGCGGUCGAAGCCAUAUCUGACCGCAUCUGUAUCCACAGCCAGGGCAAGGUGCAAGUGAACAUCUCUGCCCAAGACAUCCUGACGUGUUGCGGCAGCUGCGGUCGUGGCUGCCUCGGCGGUUUCCCGUCAGCCGCAUGGCAGUUCUACAGGGACCGGGGUAUCGUGUCAGGAGGCCUACACGGUACCGACGACGGCUGCCAGCCGUACGACUUCCCGCCCUGCGAGCACCACACCGUGGGGCCGCUGCCCAACUGCAGCGAACACAUCUCACCGACGCCCCGCUGUACGCACGUCUGCCGCAAGGGCUACGAGACGGACUACAGCGAGGACAAGUACAAGGGGGAGAAAGUUUACUCCAUUGCGGCUGACGAGACGCAAAUAAAGACCGAGAUAUUCAAGAAUGGCCCCGUCGAAGCGGACUUCGACGUCUACGCUGACUUUUUCUCCUACAAAAGCGGCGUCUACCAGAGGCUUAGCAGCGACCAGCAGAGCGGACACGCCGUCAAAAUCUUGGGAUGGGGCACGGAAAAUGGCGUGCCCUACUGGCUUGUAGCCAACUCAUGGAAUCCAAACUGGGGCGACAAAGGGUACUUCAAAAUUCUUCGUGGAACGAACGAAUGUGGUAUAGAAAACGACAUCAUCGCUGGAAUCCCCAGGCAAGGCACUUCGAUCGACUAAUAAAGAUAAA
Molecule: messenger RNA, 1546 nt
Organism: Dermacentor andersoni
Lineage: Eukaryota; Metazoa; Arthropoda; Arachnida; Ixodida; Ixodidae
Product: cathepsin B-like
Biological process (GO): proteolysis; regulation of catalytic activity
Molecular function (GO): cysteine-type endopeptidase activity
Source: RefSeq, a predicted model, not a curated record